AUAAACCACGUCCAAGGGAUAGGCACAGUGUGUGAUUCUCGGCAGGGGUAACUCGCUUAAACCCCCAAAACGAUGCUGAAGUUUGCGUUAUUGUCGUUUUGUGUGUGUUUGGUGGUGGGCAGCACAGUGAACAGAAGGGGACAUGGGGACAUCGGCGAGACCCUGGAGGCGCAUGUAGCGCAGGGACAGACCACUUUAAACGAGAUGUUCAGAGAGGUGGAAAAACUGAUGGAGGACACAAAGCACAAACUCGAAGAGGCUGUGCAUCAGAUGGAGAACGAGUCUUCAAAAUCGCUGUUACAUGGACGCAACUUGCCGGCCAGUUUUCACAAUGAAACAACAACAGAGAUUAAACUGGGCAAUCGGACCAUCCAACUGAUAGAGAAGAUCGACAAGGAAACAGACAAUAAGACUGGGAAAACUCAAUUUUCCAGAACUCUUAUUCAAAGCCCCGUUCGGUGGAAUGAAGUAGAUCGUGAGUGCAUGAUUGAUGAGGAUUGUGAAGAUGGAAGCUACUGUCUGUACGAGAUCAUCACCUCGAAAUGUGUCCCAUGCCAGACAGCUAAUAUGGAGUGCACAAAAGAUGAGGAGUGUUGCGGCGAGCAGCUGUGUGUGUGGGGUGUUUGUGCUCACAACCGAACCAAAGGACAAUCCGGAACAAUCUGUCAGUACCAGAAUGACUGUAGUCCUCAACAUUGCUGUGCCUUUCACAAAGCGCUUCUCUUCCCCGUGUGUCGGCCCAAGCCACAGGAGGGUCAGGGCUGUCACAAUCACCCUAACCAGCUAAUGGAUCUCUUACUGUGGGACGAGGAAGGGCCGCGCGAGCACUGCCCAUGUGCUGCAGGUCUGAACUGUCAGCCUCUCGGGAAAAAAUCAGUGUGUGUGGAUGACAGGAAUUCCUCUGGUGAAGGGAUUUUGGACUGAACGCUUUGACAGGAACUGAACAUUAUCGGUGGUUCAUUAUGCUCUGCAUAGUGUCUUCCUGUAAUUUAUAAUAUUACUUUUUAUUGUAAUCUGUAAUCAUUAUUUGUAAUUUGCUUGCCACCAAAGUUAAAAGAAUAACAACCUUUUCCAAACACCACCACCAAGAAGAGCAAUUUUGAAAGACACUGUGUUUUGAUCUUUUUUUAUGGUCUAUGAAUUGCUAAAUUCUAGUCUUGUCUGUGUAUUAAACUGUAUUCAAAUUUUUAGGCACUUUUUUAUGUCAAUGACAAUGUUCCUAUUUUUGUGGAUUUCGCUGUACAUCGUAUUCCUUACGAUAUAGUUCUGGAACAAGUAGCGUAUGCUGUAUGUGUUUAUUUUUGUAGCUUCUUAAUAGUGUUAAUUUUCCACAAACAAAUAAUAAAUCGAUCGUUGUUCACAUUUGAACAAUAGGGGGCAGUAUUGAAUUGCGUUAGUUACAGAGAAGGUGAGAAAAUGGACAUUUGAUAUUCUAUCCCAUU
This is a messenger RNA of Triplophysa rosa, 1442 nucleotides long. It is a transcript of the gene dkk3b, whose product is annotated as dickkopf WNT signaling pathway inhibitor 3b. The transcript is spliced from 7 exons. Gene Ontology annotation, cellular component: extracellular region. Gene Ontology annotation, biological process: multicellular organism development; negative regulation of canonical Wnt signaling pathway. Lineage: Eukaryota; Metazoa; Chordata; Actinopteri; Cypriniformes; Nemacheilidae. The record is from RefSeq and is a predicted model, not a curated record. Gene Ontology annotation, molecular function: co-receptor binding; receptor antagonist activity. Bases 73 to 924 code for a protein of 283 amino acids.